Messenger RNA from Periconia digitata, 1500 nucleotides. NCBI's taxonomy places the organism in Eukaryota, Fungi, Ascomycota, Dothideomycetes, Pleosporales, Periconiaceae. The record is from the annotation of a GenBank genome assembly.
AUGUCUCCUGGCGCUAUUCAGUCCGAUUCACCUACAGCGGGCAACGGCACGACCCUCAAGCCCACUGCCCGUGCUUUCCAUCCAACUGGCACUCCCGACCCUACCAAAUACCACGCUUCAUCUUCGAAUGAGGCCAUCAAUGCCGAAGCCGAGUUCGCUGCUCACAACUACCACCCGCUACCAAUUGUCUUCUCACGAGCAAGCGGCAGCUCCGUCUGGGACCCCGAAGGCAAGCACUAUCUCGACUUCCUCUCCGCCUACAGCGCUGUGAACCAGGGACAUUGCCACCCCGAGCUUGUCAAGGCCCUAGUAGAACAGGCCUCGCGAUUGACGCUCAGCAGCCGUGCUUUUUACAAUGACGUCUUUCCCCGGUUCGCUGAAUACGCCACCAAGCUGUUCGGCUUCGACAUGAUUCUGCCCAUGAACACUGGCGCUGAAGCUGUCGAAACCGCAGUCAAGGUUGCGCGCAAGUGGGGUUACAAGGUCAAGGGAAUACCGCAAGAUGAAGCGUUGGUGUUUGCCGUGGAAGAGAAUUUCCACGGACGGACGUUUGCCGCCAUCACCAUGUCGAGUGAUCCCGAAUCCCGAGACAACUACGGCCCGUACCUACCUAACAUCGGCAGCAUCAACCCCAAGACCAAGAAGCCAAUUAGAUAUAACAACGUUGAAGACGUUCGAGAUGUAUUGGAAACAUACGGAAAGACAACGGCUGCGUUCCUGGUCGAGCCCAUCCAGGGUGAAGCUGGCAUUGUAGUGCCAGAUGACAGCUAUCUCAAAGAGGUCAAGGAACUUUGCGUCAAGCACAACGUCUUGCUCAUCGUCGACGAAAUUCAGACCGGCAUUGCGCGAACAGGAAAGCUUCUGUGCCAUGAAUGGAGCGGCAUCAAACCAGAUCUGGUACUCCUAGGCAAGGCCAUCUCGGGUGGCAUGUAUCCUGUAUCAGCAGUGUUAGGUUCCAAAGAAGUCAUGCUUACAGUCGAGCCUGGUACACACGGCUCCACUUACGGCGGUAAUCCAUUGGGGUCUGCUGUUGCCAUCCGUGCUUUGGAAGUGAUUCAAGAGGAGAAUCUGACUGAGCGCGCCGAAAAGCUUGGUCACCGCUUCCGGGACGGCCUGGCCAACCUCAAGAGCCCCAUGAUCAAGCUCAUCCGAGGUAAAGGACUGUUGAACGCCAUCGUCAUCGAUGAAAGCAAGACCAACGGCCACAGUGCAUGGGAUCUGUGUAUGCUCUUCAAAGAGAAGGGAUUGUUGGUAGGAAGAGCCCUCAAGAUUAUGCACGUACAAGACAGACAAGAAACUAAUAUCGAUGGACAGGCGAAACCCACUCACCAGAACAUCAUUCGUCUGGCACCGCCACUGGUCAUCACAGAGGAAGAGAUUGAUUCUGCGCUCAAGAUCAUCCAGGAGGCCAUGGAAGAACUACCCAACCUCAAGGGUAAGAGGGAGGAGGAGGUGAUACCCCCAGGCGAGAAGAACGUUCACAUCGGUGUUGACAAUUAA